AUCCGAUAACAUGGCGGCUCGGUGGCAACAAGUCGACAAGAGCGCUUCGUUGAAAGCGCUUUUCACUUCAAGGCGGAAAUCAUACAAGCAUGAAAAGACAAGAUGAUAAAGUCCACUGGAGCCAUUUCAAUUCAAUAUAUUUCACCAUUAAAAUUGUAAUCUUAUCUGAAAAUAACUGCAAAAUACAGCGUUAUUGGAAAUAUUAGUAUUUGUUAUUUGGAAUAUUUUGGAGCUAGUUGGGAUAUCUACAAUGCAUUAGUCCAAGAGAUUACCACUAGCUGACAGUGAAUAAUUGGUCCAGAGUGUUUCAUAUAUUUACCGACUAUAUCAAAUUUAGGGGAUUUUAUAUAUUUUCAUUUUCAAAGCAUUAGAAGUGUAUAAAGUGUUUGAUCGUCACCAUGGCGACUGAAGCUAGUUGGAAGAGCUACAAUUAUAAUUAUAAUGAAAGGCGGGACCGCAGUAAAACUUAUGAUGACUAYAACAACCAUCGCAGUAUGUACAACUCRCCAAAAUCAAGAAGUCAUUCACAGAGCAAUUUCUAUAGAUCACCAAGCGAGAGAGAUUCAGAWAUAGGCGAAAGAGAAACAGGCAUAGUGGAGAAGAUGUUGCAUUCCUAUGGAUUUAUUCAGUGCUGUGACAGAGAAAUGAGAAUCUUUUUCCAUUACAGUCAGUUUAUGUCACAUAUAGAUGACCUUCAUGUCGGAGAUGGGGUGGAGUUUGGAGUGUCAUGUGAUGAGAGAUCCAAGAAGCCUAUCGCUAUAAACAUACGGCAACUUCCUCCUGGGUCUGCCUCYUUUGAGAUAUUCAGUGAGGAUAAGAUGAUGGGUGUUGUUGAUGCUGAGCCCAAAACUCAGCCAAGAUCACCAAGAUCGCCAAGCAAUGGCUACAUUGAACCAGAGGGUGGUCGCAUUUGCUAUGAAAGAAAAGGGGAAAUUUUUUACCUGAAUUUUUCACUCCUGGAUUGUACUAACCCAGCAAUUCCCCUUCACAUUGGUGACAAAGUUCAGUUUAUAGUUGCAACUGAUAAAAGGAGUGGUAUUGUAAGAGCUAAAGAUGUGGAGCUGGUAGAGUCAGCCAAAGCAGAGAAAUAUCAAGGAGUUGUUUCAUCAAUGAAGGAAUCGUUUGGUUUCAUUGAAAGAGCAGACAAAGUCAGCGAGAUUUUCUUUCACUACAGCGAGUUCAAAGGUGAUGUCAAUGAACUCAUGCUGGGUGAUGAUGUGGAGUUCACCAUCCAACCAAGAAAUGGMAAAGAAGUAGCUGUACGUGUKGAGAAACUACCUGAAGGAACAGUCACAUUUGAGGACAUCAGUGAACACAGCUACACUGGAGUAGUYGACAAGGCACUCAGCAAGUCUGUUGCUAAGAGACAGCAUGACCCAUUGCAUGGUAAAAUCAUUUAUGAAGGUGACGACGGAACUGACGAGGAGAUCGUGUUCAGUGAAAGAGAUCUCCAUGGCGAGUUUACUCUCAGACCUCAAGAUGUUGUGGAGUUCAACAUUGCAGUUGAUCGCCGUGAUUUCCUGAAAAGAGCAACUAACAUCAGGCUUGUGAAAGUAGCUGAUCCACAGAAUGGCGAUCUGCGAGAAAUGGGUUGGAUCUCUGCACUGAAGGAAGGGUUUGGAUUCAUUCGUUGCUGUGACAGAGAUGCCAGGAUGUUUUUUCAUUACAGUGAGCUACUUGAUGCCAACCAUCAAAUUCAAGUUGGGGAUGAAGUGGAGUUCAGUGUCACAGAGGAUAUAUCUGGUUCCAAGAGGCUGAAUGCGAUCAGAGUCAGAAUCCUUCCAAAGGGAACCAUCAAAAUUGAGGAUACAACUGGAGUGAGGUAUGUCGGCCACGUUGAAAGAGAGCCAUCUUUUGGUGGGAAAAGUCCUAGAAAGCAAGACUCCAACAGGGAUAGUGAAUCUGGUCUGAUCGGCUUUGAAGUUAAUGGCAAAAAAGAAACAGUAACAUUUGACUUGCAGAAUUCUGACCUGCGUCGCUCAGCUCAGUUUGGAGAUAAGGUUGAGUUCAGCUUGUGUGAGAGCAAUCGAACUGGAUACCGCAGAGCUGUGAAUAUUGAAGUCUUGAAGAGGAACACUGAAAUUAUUCAUCAGGGGUUUGUGGCUACUUUGAAAGAAAACUUUGGAUUCCUGGAGACAGCUGAUCAUGAUAAAGAAGUAUUCUUUCAUUAUAGUGAAUACGAUGGCGACCCAAAUGAACUCAACAUAGGAGAYGAAGUAGAGUACACCCUCAAGAUGAAGAGCUUUAAAGUCAGUGCUGAGGGAUUGAUCAAACUUGCUCCAGGAACCAUCAAUCGGGAGGAGAUUCAACCAGAAGUGUAUGAUGGGAAGGUGGUGAGACCACUGCGCAGGGCAGACCCACAGCAACUCGAGUAUACUGGUCUCAUUGAGUGCAUCCCAGAGGAACCAUCCAAUGAAGAGAGUAGCACCACCUCUGUCCAGUCCUUCACGAUACAGUAUAGCAUUAUCAGUUUGGUUGACAAGAAAACUGUGCUCCAGUGUGGCGACAAGGUUCGUUUUAAGAUUGGUAUCAACAAACAAACUGACAACCAACUUGCCAUGGAGGUCACCCCUGAGAGGARCCGUGUCAGAGCCAAUGUUGAAUCCAUCAAAGGACAGUUUGGCUUUAUUGCCUACGAGAACUUCGAAGGCAAGAACUUGUUUUUUCAUGUUAGUGAGGUUGCUGAUGAUGUUGAACUACAGCCUGGUGAUGAGGUAGAGUUCUACGUUGUCCAGAAAAGAGGUGGUAAACUGAGUGCCAUUGAUAUCGUUCGCAUCAGCGAAACACAAAGACCAGGACGCUUGCAGCUKAAGCAGAGAUCAGUCUCAGACGAAGGGAACAAGAACAGGUUUGAGGCUAUUCGAAAGCCACUUGGUCCCGAUGGCACACGUGGUUUUACAUACCAAAGAACACUCAAAAACCCAAUCCAGUCUCACGACAUUCCUUCAGAGCCACAGGAUACCCAAGCUGACGAACCCGGAGAGCAAAACGAAAACGAGGGCGAUAUCUUAGAAGAAUUAGUAGCAAAGCUUUGUGAUCUAGAUUGAUUGGUUAAUGCGGUGAUGAACGAGUUUGAUUGGAUGGUGUAAAUUGUAAGAUAWUGAUUGAUCAAUUGAGUAUUAAUUCAUUUGAUUGGUCCUGGACGUUGAUUGGUUAAGAUGUCGUUGUAUCUGGGAAAUGCCUUUUAUUAUUGUCGUAUAUUUUUUGCUUAGAUGUCUUUAGGUUUUAUUUUGAUGUUAUGUGUCUGUAAACUAAAGUAUAGAAUAAAUGAAUUUGCAAGUGCA
Molecule: messenger RNA, 3284 nt
Organism: Exaiptasia diaphana
Lineage: Eukaryota; Metazoa; Cnidaria; Anthozoa; Actiniaria; Aiptasiidae
Product: cold shock domain-containing protein E1
Exons: 29
Coding region: 399-3047 (882 amino acids)
Molecular function (GO): nucleic acid binding
Source: RefSeq, a predicted model, not a curated record